CUGCCGUCAAACAGCAAGUCCACUGAUUUCCGCUGGAUACAUCUCCCCGCGAACAACAUGGCAUGGGUUGAAGCCCUGCUAACCAAGGCGUUUAUCGAAGAAGGUGCACAUGAUGUGGAUAGUUUCAAAGGGCUAGAGAGGUCAUUCAAUUACCAGCAUCGUGGCCAGAAAAUGCAUUCAAACUAUAUGCGCCCACUCUGCCAGAGCACACAUAGGGCACCAAGGACCCGAUAUGAAGGCCGUGCUGACAGUGCAGGGGAGACAGAGGUGGAAACUCGGUCACCGCAGAUAUUAAUCAAUGGCCUGUCAAAAGACCCGCCACUGCCGCCGCUGCCGUUGCCAUCACCGAAGGUAGAUGGCGGAGGUAAAGCCAAGAAGCAAAAGUCAGGAGGAAAGAUGGAGCGGCUGGAUUCGUAUUCUCAGGAUGACAGCCCAAGCAGCUCGCAGGGCAAGAAAGGCAAGAAAGGAGGAACACAGACGCCCAAAGGGGGCCAGCCCAAGUCUCCGUCUAUACGACGAGACAAGUCUCCAAACCCCCUAAGUUUCUGCAGGGACAAAAGUGACAAACCGGCACCGCUGGAAAGCAACGUCUGCUACUUUAUGCCAUACCUGCAUUUCGAGACGGCUGAACGACGGGAGAAGAUGCAAGAGGCGAUCCAGGAAACGCAGAAGGUCCAGACGCCUCCGCAGGGCAUUGAGAGAAAACCCACACGCGACGAGUUGCUCCUUCGUGCCCAUCUCACAUCAUCGACAACGUCCCUCCAUAUUCGACGCACGCUGGACCAGUUCUUCUAUCCUAAUAUCGACACGCAGUCGCGCGACCAGGAUCAGGUCGUGUACAGAUACCAGACCAAGGGGUCUCGCACCCCAGAGCCAAAGAUCUUCAUGGUUGACCAGCUUUGGAUGUGGAUUCUGGGGCCGAGUUUAAUUGUCACAAGCUUUCCUCAACGAUGGGACCAGCCCAAGAACGACCCGUUGAACGUGCUGGACGGGAUCAUCGAAGAUAUCAAUUCCAAGACCCGCGAGCCCGUGCGCUCCAUUUACGAUCUGGCCAUUAUUAUCACCAACCGUUGCUCAGGAGUGUUUGAUCGGCACCGAAUGGGCGAUGACGAGUACCAGUUUCUCGACAUGUUCGAAUCGUCCAUCGGCAUCGCGACAGACCGCGAGAGUCUGCUCUUCCAGCAAUUCAACCGGGCCUCAGCACAGGCGUCGGAUUGGCUCAAAAACCACCGGAAGCUCAGCCGAUUUGCGCGGCGGAAAGAAAAGGACGUGGCCAAGAAUUUAAACAAAGAGGAGAAAAAGAAGAAAAAGAACGAUGAUGAACUGGAUGAUGAGCCGCUGUUUGUCGAUAAUUUGCUAGACAUUGGCCAGGAAACAGACCUCCUUGCCGAAGCGAAGGAUAUACGUGAUGAGCUCAACAUGAUCCGGAUGGUCCUUCAGCACCAGCAACACGUCCUUGUUGACUUCCAGGAAGUGGUAUGCGAGAUAUAUCUCAGCCAUGGGUUCGCGCAGCGGGAUAUUAAAAAGCGGUUCGGAGAGCAGCAACGGACAAUCGAUAUGCACUUGAAGGAUAUCGACCGCAUGGACAAGCAGGCUGAACGCAUCUACUCGUCCAUCACCGACCUUCUUGACCUAAAGCAAAAGCAUGCCAAUGCGUUCGAGGCCCGAUUUGCUCGCGAUCAGGCAGCUGGCACGACGCGGCAGGGCAAGAUUCUCAUGGUUUUCACGAUCGUGACCAUUGUGUUCCUCCCGCUGUCUUUCAUCACAUCAGUUUUCACCAUCAACAUGCCUGAGUUUGAGAAUAACUUGACGCUCGGAUACGUGGCCAAAUACACCUUUGGAGUCGGCUUUGGGAUCUCGAUUCCACUGGUGCUGUUGGCUUUGGUGCUCGAUGACAUUGGAGAUGUUUUCCAGGAAGGACUGCGGCGGGCUCGAGGAUGGAUUAGAAAAAGCCAGCAUAGAAAAGAUCAACUGUACUCUGAGAUCGCCGAGCGUAAACAGGCCCAGCUGUGGGAGCGUAUCCCCCAGGAAUGGCGCCUUUCUCCCUCUCUGGUCCCUGCGGGGAUGCACUCCCCCGCGGAGUCUGUUGCCAACGUCCAGUACGACCGGGUCAAUGUGAUGGACAUUCCUCGAUCAUGCGGUCUGCUAUCCGCCAGGCAAAUUGAAAUCACUGAGAACUGGGACAUCAAAGGUCUGCUGGGUCAAAUCCACUGCCAAACGCUCACCGCAAGGGAAGUCAUCGAAGCUUUCUGCAAGAGAGCUGCCAUUGCUCACCAACUUACCCGAUGCCUGACCGAGCCGCUCUUCGAGUCCGCUCUUCAGCGAGCACAAGAGCUAGACGACCACCUCCGUCGCACGGGCACACCCAUCGGCCCUCUACACGGUCUGCCCGUCUCAGUCAAGGACUCCUUCAACAUCCGCGGCGUCGAUGCCAGCGUCGGCAUCGCCGCUCUCGCGCUUCGCCCAUGCGAGGUAGAUGCACCCCUCGUCUCCCUCCUCAAAUCCCUAGGCGCGAUCAUCAUCACCAAAACCAACGUCCCCCAAACCAUGGGCGCCUUGGACUCAGCAAACCACCUCUUCGGCCGCACUCUCAACCCGCGCAACCGCCAGCUCACAGUCGGCGGCUCCACUGGUGGCGAAGGCGCCCUCCUCGCUCUCCGUGGCUCCAUGAUCGGGUUCGGAACAGACAUCGGCGGCUCCAUCCGCGUCCCAGCCAUGUGUAAUGGCCUCUACGGCUUCAAACCAAGCAACGGCCGUGUCCCAUACGGCGGCCAAACAGACGGCCAGCCCAAAGCAAAGGGCCGCAUCUCAAUCCAAGCCGUCGCUGGACCCCUCGCCCACUCCAUGGCCGACAUCGACGCCGUAAUGGCCCACCUCAUUCCUAAAGCUCAGUGGUUCGGCGAAGACUGCAUCCCAGGCGCAUGGCCGUCACCUCUCUCAUCCUUCGGCAGGAACAGCAAUAGACCGAUAACAGUCGGUAUCCUCCCAUCGGACGGGCUAGUCGAGCCUCUACCCCCGGUAUCGAAGGUCCUCAAAGAAGUCGCCAACGCGCUCCGCCGCACCCCAGGCGUAAAUGUCGUCGAGAUCCCAGUCCCCAAGAUCCUCUCAAAAUGCCAAGCUAUUGCUGGCCGUCUCAUGGGCGUCGACGGCGGCGUCAACAUGAUGGACCUCCUCGAGAGCACAGGCGAGUCGCUCAUCCCAUGGCUCCAGACGCGCACGAAGCGCGGAAAACCGCUGCUCCUCUCGCAGCUCGCUGAGCUCCAAGCAACCCGGGGCGCUAUGGAACUCGAGCUACGUAAGAAAUUGUGGAUGCAGGGUGGUAAUGGGAACGAGCAGACGAUUGAUGCGAUCAUCCACCCCGUUGCGCCGCACCCGGUCCCCGAGCUGGAUCGGUAUAAUGCUGUUGGGUAUACAUCUAGUUUUGUGCUGCUGGAUUAUCCGGCUGGAUCGCUUCCUGUUCGGAAUUUCGUGGAGGCGGAUUUGGAGAAGGGAGUUGAGAUGGGCGAGAAGGCGAUUGGGAGUUGGGAUAAGGCUAAUCGGGAGCUUUGGAAUGAGAAAACGGUCGACCGGACGGUUUAUCUAAACUCACCGCUGAGUGUCCAGGUUGUGACGCCCAAGCAGCAUGACUAUGAGCUCUUUCAGGCGAUGGAGCUUAUUGAUCGAGCUAUCAGGACGGAUCGGCCAAAGCUGUAG
Aspergillus versicolor CBS 583.65 is the source of this 3693-nucleotide messenger RNA. RefSeq lists its product as uncharacterized. Gene Ontology annotation, biological process: transmembrane transport; metal ion transport. The transcript is spliced from 4 exons. The record is from RefSeq and is a predicted model, not a curated record. The annotation marks the transcript as partial. Lineage: Eukaryota; Fungi; Ascomycota; Eurotiomycetes; Eurotiales; Aspergillaceae. Gene Ontology annotation, molecular function: metal ion transmembrane transporter activity. Gene Ontology annotation, cellular component: membrane.